AUGGUGAAGAAAAGUAAGAGAAAAAUGGAAAAUUUGGGAAAAAAAGAAAAUGAAGGAGAGAGAAAGGAUCGAGGUUUGGGUCUGGUACAACGCGGUGUCGAGUUGAGAUUGGAAGAAGAGAAGUGGGUACGAUGCGUUGUCGAUGAAGGAUUGUUGGAGAGAGACACGUCAUUGAUGUCACCGAUUGUGACAGUACCGUACGAGGUUGUGGGGCCAGGUUCCAUACAUGCGGACGAUAACAUGUAA
Molecule: messenger RNA, 246 nt
Organism: Sphenostylis stenocarpa
Lineage: Eukaryota; Viridiplantae; Streptophyta; Magnoliopsida; Fabales; Fabaceae
Source: the annotation of a GenBank genome assembly